Hyalella azteca is the source of this 3724-nucleotide messenger RNA. RefSeq lists its product as uncharacterized. The coding region runs from base 54 to 2600 and encodes 848 amino acids. The record is from RefSeq and is a predicted model, not a curated record. The transcript has 6 exons. NCBI's taxonomy places the organism in Eukaryota, Metazoa, Arthropoda, Malacostraca, Amphipoda, Hyalellidae.
AGAUCUAAUCAUCUAAAAUUCUGCAGAAAAGCUUGCUCAUUGCGAUUGGUUUUAUGGAAAUGAGUUCAACUAGAGUACCUGUAACUGAGGACAUUGAGAGAAGGGUGGCUGGAACAGAACCUGAGAUUGAUUCUAGUACUGAAUAUCUGAAUUUGUCUUCAAGUCAAUUCAAUGAAGAUAAUUGUGCAUUUGAAAUCCAAGCACCCUCAGCUAUGUUUAAUGCAGACAUGAAGGAGUUUCUUGGCCACAACGAAUUGAAUGAAUCUCGGCAACUGCUAGAAAACAGUGCAACUGAUCAUGGCCAUGACUGUGAACAACUGUUACUACAGCAGUGGCACUGCUCUCUGUAUGGUAUAACUGAGAAAACCAAGAACAAAGUACAAGACUAUUCAAGUCUGACGUCUUUUAUAGGUCAAUGUGUAAAACAUGAGGUUCCGUAUGAGAUAUCGAGAAAGGAGACCUCAUCAAACGUGUCAUGUGAGCUGAAGCUCUGUCUUUCUGCGGACGAUGAAUCAUUGCUGUUCGAUGAUGAUGUUGAUACUGAACAUGUUGGAGACCUACAAACUUCUUUCCAAGAAGAAAUAUCACAUAACACUUUAUUAAAUCCACAAUCUUGUUCACAAAAAGAAGUUAAAUGUGAGAAUCAAAGUCCAUUGAGUCAAUUAACCAAUUCCAAUUCAAAUUUGAUACUACCUAAGGAAGAAGAUCUGACUAAUUGUUUUGAGAAGGAAUCUCUUAAAUUGCGCGAGAGCCUAACUGAACUUCCCACAAAUCUUAGUGCAUCUAGUGCUUUGGGAGCCCCAUCAUUUAAAUCCAUGAAAGUAUUGUUUGAUAGUCUAGAAAAGAACUACUCUAAUGAUGGCAAUAUUUUGGAAAUACUACCUAAUCUUCAAGGUUGUAAGGAUGUAAUCCAAGAUGAAAAUGAAAAUUACGUUUCUGUUGAGGAUGCCACAGCAAUAGAUUUGAUGCGCCAAUUGAGUGAUAAGAUUGAGAGUGUCAUCUCAGCAGAAGAUGCUGAAACUGAGCACAAAAACGAGUCUUUUGUCGAUGAUUCAUUGCAGGAAUCUUUUCUUGGUUUAUCUCUUAUCGAAGUGGAGGAAGAGUCUCCUCGAAAAAGUCAAGAAAAAUCGUCUGGUCAUGAAGCAACAACUGCUCCAGAUGAAUCCAAUGAGGAGCGAGAUGACGAGUUACGCAGAGUCAACGUCAACGAGUGCAUCGAACAUCAAGAGGAGAAAGUUGCCCAUAAAGAUGCUAACAUUGAAGAGAAUAGCAUGAAAAAUGCAUCAAAAUCGCCAUCUGAAACUGGUUUUUAUGUAGAGGAACAAUUGCCUGUCAGUAUCCACGAUACCAGUAACUGUGUAGAGCCAACCUCUGUCAACCUAAAUCGCGUGAAUGACUUACGGAAGGAAUCAAGUAUGGGACUAGAAGUUCUCUACGACAGUAUGACAUCAUUGGAACCGCGUCUUGAGAAGGAAAAGAAAUUGUCUGCUUUGCAGCAAAAAAGUUAUCCAGAAAGUGGCGUGAAUAGUGAUACUGUAGAGCGUUCAACUGAAUCCAAUGAAAAACCGCUCAACGAUGUUGAAUCGGCAGCCGCAGCGACUGUAAAAGAGCCUUUUGACACGAUGCCAACACCGCCAUGGACAAAAGCUCUUGAGGAUUUUGUACUUGAUGGGGAAAAUGCUGUUAAAUCUUUAUUAUCGAAGUGUUUAAUAUUGGACUCUCAAAGUUCAACCCACAAAAACGUCAACCAGAGUAGACUUAGUAUUCCGGUGGUUAAUAAACUUGACACAAUCUCGAACUCCAAUAAAUCCUCCAAUCUAUUGCCACCAACUCCAAUUACGGAUAAAACUGAAACUUUGGAAAUAAAUUCGAUCGGACCAAAUGGCCAAGGCGAAAGGCCGCCACAAGUUGAUGUUCCCGAAAUUAAAGGCUACAUGUUGCCCUUCGUAAGCUCCGAUCCCUUGGAGAACCGCGAUAACGAGGACCCACGAUGGGACAUCCUUCGUAGCAUCACUUCUGAUGAAGAGAGAGUUAAGAAGAUACGCGAGCUGUGGGGUAACGUGACGACGCCUGACCCCAACACUGACCUCACCCGCCACGCUCGCUGGAUCUUCUAUAAUGCUUGCAUGAGUCGUGAUGGCAAGGUGCGAGGUAUGACCGGCGCCACGAAGCUGUCGGUGCUGCUGGCGCUGCUCAAGCAGAAGCUCUGCACGGGAAGGAAGAGAGCCAGAGACCACGCCAACGAUUGUGACGUCGCCAUGCCGCCUACGAAGCGACAGAGAAUUUCUGCUGUCUCUGACCUCAGCUUCUUGCAGGAAAAGACGCUACAGGUCGAGCGCGUGUUGCAGCACAACUACAACUGCUUCUUACGGAGCGCCGACUCCGCCAUCAAGAAGCGCCGGCUCUCGGAGGACUUAGAUAAGAAGAUCAAACAUGUCAUUUAUGGCUUCUCCGAGAUGGAGAGAAUUCAUCUGUUCUACAGCGGCGUGUCUCGCAAUGAAGACAAUCGGCGGGAGAUCGAGGAGCAGGAGGUUGUCUACAACGCCUUCAAGAAGUACUACAACUGGCAGGGCAACGAGUUCUGUACCAUCAUCAUCUGAACUCUUGCUGCGAGAACCACUUCACUGAUCAUCAGGAACAUACCUACGGAGACGCUAGUGUUGCCAGUAUUAGUAGCGCUAGUUCUGUACCAUCAUCAUCUGAACUCUUGCUGCGAGAACCACUUCACUGGUCAUCAGGAACAUAUCUACGGAGACGCAAGUGUUGCCAGUAUCAGUAGCGCUAGUCGUAAUCACAACGGAAAUCUGACUAAGAGGAUAAAAAGCUCGGCGUUGAAGGCUAACGCGAUGAACAUACUGCGGUAACGAUAGAUUGUGAUCAUGGAAACGAGUUGUGCAUCUGACUAAACCAAAUUACCAUAAGGAAAGUUGUUAUAUUAUAGCUCUAUGGAAAGGAGUACUUUGCUGUAUUGAAACUCUUCGUAUUAUCGAUCUUUCGUUUCAGAGUAGUAGUGGAAUUAUUAUCGUUAUUUUAGCAUAUCAUGGCAACUUGAUGGUUUUUUUAAUUCGACUUGGAGGCGUUCCGGUUCAGUUGAUGAUUUUCAAAACCUUAAUUAAUUGUACUGUGUCGUGUGCCAGGGCCAAUUUCUGUAUAAUGGUAUUCAACAUUCGAUGCAUGAAUGAGUCAUAUUCGUGGAGUUGUAACGAGUGUAACUCGUGCUUCUGUAUUAUAAAUUUGUUUAUCAACUGAUGUAAUGCGAUUAAAUCUAGAUUAUUAAGCUCAUAGUGAUACAUAGAAAUAGUGGAUAAAUGAGUUAAAAUCAUGAAGUUGAUUACUGGGACUGCAUUCGAGUCUACUAGACGAGUUCAGAAAAAUGAAAGAUCUGUGGCGUUAGUGGAAAUGUGAUUCUGAGACAUUAAGGAUUUAUUUAUUAGAUUUUUUUAGUUGUGUGAAAUACAAGUAGGCAUAUUAUGCUCCGUUACAUUCUAAUUAUUUGAACAAGGGCUGAGAAAAUAAGUACUCGCAUAGUAAUGGUUUGAACCUAAGGAAGUGCUUUUUGUGAUUAAAUUAACAUUUUAUUGUCCACUUCAUAACAAUACCUCCGGGCAGGAGUUUGUUCAGCUCGGCCUCCUAUUUCGUUACCGUUGUGAAAGUUGAUGCUGAUUUGAUGCUAGUUGAAUUUGUAUAGAAAUAAAGAAAAAUUAAAUAAUUGUUCUGAAAAGCA